Messenger RNA from Pygocentrus nattereri (red-bellied piranha), 1310 nucleotides. Its product is annotated as proline-rich protein 12. Bases 263 to 820 code for a protein of 185 amino acids. The record is from RefSeq and is a predicted model, not a curated record. The transcript has 2 exons. NCBI's taxonomy places the organism in Eukaryota, Metazoa, Chordata, Actinopteri, Characiformes, Serrasalmidae.
CUGUACUGUAUUAUUACAGACUUCUUGGAACUUUCUCUUCAUCGAGGACAUGGCUGCACACCAGAAAACAGAUGUUCCACCAUGUUAGACUGCACCUUCCUCUACAGAGACACCUCUCUGCGCAGAUGGGUUUGAGAAACAGAUGCUGAGAGGUCCCUUCAUAGUGAAGACUAUGCUAUGGCUGUGCCCACUGAAUUAGUCACAGAACUGACUACUGCACAUCUCCAGGCAGCCUGUGGAGUGGUGUGGAAACCUCCUCAAAAUGGACCACAAACCCUCUCCAGGGGUUCCAUCUUCUCAGGGCUGCAACACCUCAUCUGGAUCCAAUGGCUGCUGGGGCUUGGAGUUAAAGGUUGCCAUAAUACUGAUGACUCUGGCUGGACUCCUUAUCUUGGCUCUUCUCUACCGCAUCCUGCUCCUCCGACAUAAGCUGCGUAUGGCUCAGGCCAGGAACUCUUUGGAGUACUUUGGCUUCUACCACAUGGCCCACUACAGCCUCAAAGAACUGAACCUGCCUCCUGUAGUGACUCCUACGGUUACCUCUCCCCCUCCUGAUCCCCACACACCCCCUCAGACUUCUCCUCCACCUUCACCUGUUCUUCCUGCACCUCCUCCCGUCAUUCCUCCACUCAUUCCUCUCCCUCCACCUCCACCACCGCCGCCUACACUGCAGCCUCCCCCGCACCCCAUCAUCUUCACCACCCCUCCAAGCCCUCACUCGGAUGCCGAGGUUUACUCCCGCAUCGGUGCCCUGCGGCCCUCCAGACUCUCCAGUGUGAGUCAGACACAGGUGGUCCUCUUUGAACACUCCUCUCUGUGACCCCUUUGGAGAAGAACACUAUCACUUUCUCCACAACAGUUGCUAUUUUCACAGAGGACUGAGCUUCAACUUUGUCCUUGUCUGGAGGACAAAUUAUUUUUUUUUCAUAAAUAUUUGAUGUCAUCUAUCUAUUAUCAUACAACAACUAACUUUGAAUGUUUGUAGUAGUCCACCGCAAGACAUCAGAGUUUUAUAAGCCUACAUUGCUAAUGUUUCUAAACCUACAUCACUGAUGAUUUCUAUCUAAUACCAACAAAAAACAUUCUGUUGCAAAAUAAAACACACUGUGGCUCGAACUACUUUAGAUUCUCUAACAAGCCUUUAAUAGAUAGUUUAAUGGAAUAAAUCCCUAACAUUAAGUGGAGAUUCUUCACAUUCACACGUCUUUUUAAUUUUAAACAAAAUAGAUUUUUAUCAUUAUUCAGUUAUUGUGAUGUAAACAAUGCCAUUCAGAUUGGUUUGAUGUGGUCUAUCAUAUAAAAACAUUUUA